AUGUUUCUAAGUCAUAUUUACACUUUCCUUGUGGGAUUUAUUAAUUGUUUCUUUUUAAAGGCUUCUUGCUUAUCAUCUGAGUUCAACUUGAAUGGAGAUUAUUUAUUGGGUGGGCUUUUUCCUGUACAUGAAGUUGAUCAGGCGACACCCAUGUUCCCUCCGGAGGCCAUUGAAUGUAAAUGGCAAACUUUCACAACAUCUGGUUAUCAGAUGUUUCAAGUAAUGAGGUUUGCUGUUGAGGAGAUUAAUAACUCAACCACACUGCUGCCCAAUGUCACUCUGGGUUAUGAAGUUUUUGAUCAUUGUUCUGACACAAAGAAUUUCCCUUCAGUCUUCAGUUUUAUCUCACAGAACGGAUCAAUAAAUCCUCAAGAAAAACUCAACAACCAUCAGCCUAAAGUCAUUGGUUUAACAGGACCAUAUGGAAGCACAAAAACUAUUACUAUUGCACCACUGAUCACAAUGGACCUCAUACCACUGGUGAAUUAUGGAGCUUCUAGUUCUGAAUUGAGCAAUAAGCUUCUGUAUCCAACUUUUAUUAGAACAAUCCCUAGCAACAAAGACUUGGUACAGAUGAUUAUUCACAUCAUACAGUGGUUUGGAUGGAACUGGGUUGCCUUUCUUGGAGGCCCAGACAAUUACAGUGAAGAUGGCCUAAACCUUUUUUACAAGUAUACUAGUGAUACUGGCAUUUGUUUGGCCUAUCAGGAGACUCUUACAAUUCAGGGAAACUUCAACCAAACACUUAAAAAUAUCAAUAUGCUAAACAUCAAUGUCAUUGUGGUUUUCGCAUUGCCAAUAUAUGCAGAAAAUAUAGUGAUGGCUGCCAUAGAAAAUAACAUCAGAAACAAAGUUUGGAUUGCAAGUGAGACAUGGUCUAUGGAUCAGCAGCUUCUAAAAGAGCCAGGAAUUGAGAAGAUUGGAACAAUAAUUGGCAUUACAGAGAGAUUAUUAUCAUUGCCUGGAUUUGAUCAAUACAUUUACAAAAUCAAAGCAACUAAUGAAGAUAAUAAUGGUGAUGUUGAGAGUGAAAUCCAGAGUAAGAUAUGCAACCAAGAAUGUAAGGAAGGUGCAUUGCUGACUGUGCAGAAUAUUAUAAAUGAAAAUCCUACAUUUUCUUUUGCUAUUUACGCUUCAAUGUAUUCCAUGGCUCAUGCAUUACAUAAAGUUCUGCAGUGCAACACGAAUGAAUGCAGCAAAAAUAUAACAGUUAAACCAUACAUGAUUCUGAGAGAAAUUAAGAACUUGGAUUUUCCACUCGUUGGACGUCAGGUGAAAUAUGAUAUUAAUGGUGAUACAACCAUCAGUUACGCGGUAGUGCUCUGGCACACGGAAACAAAUCACGCAUGGAUUGAAAUGGUGGGCACGUAUGACACAUAUCCAGAAACUAUUUUUACCAUCAAUAACUCACUCAUGCCCUGGCAUAACAAUACUUCUGUUCCUUUCUCAAACUGCUCUGUUGAGUGUAAGGAGGGAUAUUCGAGGGAACAUGAGGGAUUGCAUGCUUGCUGUUUUCAGUGUAAAAAAUGCCCACAAAACACUUAUGUGGACUAUUCUCGAGACCCUUAUACCUGUUUUCCAUGUGCAGAGAGUGAAUGGUCUGAUGAGGGCAGCACAACCUGUAAGAUACGUGCUGUCGUCUAUCUACAGUUUACAGACAUUGCCUCCAUUCUUGUCAUAUUUUCUACUGUUUGCCUCAUUGCUCUGCUCAUUUUCAUCUUUUGUCUUUUUGCCUACAAUUACAACACACCAGUGGUGAGAUCUGCUGGUGGCAACAUGUGUUUCUUAAUGUUAGGGUGUUUAACAAUGUCGAGCAUAAGUGUGUUCUUUUUCUUUGGACAACCCACAUCUGUACAUUGUGUUUUGAGAAAUUUUAUAUUUACAUUUUUCUUCACUAUCUGUCUCUCUUGUUUGACCGUUCGUUCCUUUCAAAUUGUUUGUGUCUUCAAAAUGGCUGCAGAGUUCCCAGAAUUACACAGCUUGUGGGUAAAGCACAAUGGCCAGUGGCUCUUCAUUAUGUCGUCUUCUUUAAUUCAUUUCAUUUCUUGUGUAUUAUGGGCAACUGUCUCACCUGAUGAUCCCGUCAGGGACUCAAUUACUUUUAAUGACCAAAUUAUGCUCAUUUGUGAAAGGAGAAACACUGUAACCAUCAGCAUAGCUUUGUUCAUAAGUUGGUUUCUUGGUUUCCUGUGCAUCUCAUUUUCUUACAUGGGAAGAGAUUUGCCAAAAAGUUACAAUGAGGCCAAAUCAAUAACUUUCAGUCUGCUUAUGUACUAUCUGAGCUGGAUUAUAUAUUUCACAAUAUAUCUUAGCUUCAAAAGCAAAUACGUCCUGCUUUUGAACGCACUUGCCCAAAUAAGCAGUAUAUAUGGAAUUCUCUUCAGCUAUUUCAUACCAAAAUCUUACAUCAUGUUAUUUCAACCAAAGAAAAACACUGCUGCAUACUUUCAAACAUCUAUUCAGAAUUACACACAAACCAUUAGUAGAACUUAAAUCACAACAGACAUGCUACCAAUCCUGCCAACUACUGAGUUCAAUUACUGAUUGAGAUUUCCUGCAGGGCGGGG
This is a messenger RNA of Paramisgurnus dabryanus, 2567 nucleotides long. Its product is annotated as taste receptor type 1 member 1-like. Lineage: Eukaryota; Metazoa; Chordata; Actinopteri; Cypriniformes; Cobitidae. Gene Ontology annotation, cellular component: plasma membrane. Gene Ontology annotation, molecular function: G protein-coupled receptor activity. Gene Ontology annotation, biological process: G protein-coupled receptor signaling pathway. The record is from RefSeq and is a predicted model, not a curated record.